Molecule: messenger RNA, 1726 nt
Organism: Rotaria sordida
Lineage: Eukaryota; Metazoa; Rotifera; Eurotatoria; Philodinida; Philodinidae
Source: the annotation of a GenBank genome assembly
AUGGAGAUUUUACCUGCUAAACAAGAUUGGUUAUUUGCUAUUCGACGAGCAUAUCUUGUUUAUUUAGAUUAUAAUGGAAAAGAUGGUAAGGCAUAUUUAUAAUUAACAUGAUUGAUUUUUUAUUUAAUUUAGCAAAAAAAUCUUACUACCAACAUCAAAACGUUGUGCAGAUUCAAUUUAUAAUUUUUGUAUCAUGAAUGAAAGAAGUAAGCACCUUGAAAAUGGUAAACAUUCAGUAGUACACCUUGUUAGUGCACUUGGAUUCUAUAAACUUUAGAUUGGAUUUCGUAUUUUCUACAUUAUCUUGGUUUUGUCUUCGUGAACAAAAUAGUCUAUUGUUUAUGUGAAACAGUGUAUCCUGGAAACAUUAUUGCGUUACUUUAAGCUCUUGAGAUUUUGUUCUCUUUUGUUAUUGUUUUUUAGAUUGCUGUUUUUUGUUAUUAUUUGCACUCUAUUAUAUUUGUUCCGAAUAAAAUUGAAAGAUAUUUUAAAGAAAUUAGAUGAUGUUCUUAUAGAAAGUGAAAUAUUAUUCUUCGUUGAGAAUAAUAUGAGACUAUUAGUUUUAGAAUAGAAAGAUUUUUUUGCAUGGUCGAAGUAAGAUAAGCAAUCAAUUUCAUUAAGAAUACUAGUACAACAAGGUUUUUAUCUUUCUCUUUAUUAAAUAGUUUGUGGUGAUUAAGUGAAUGUCCCGUGUAUAAUAUAGUUGCGUAACCAAGCUGGAACCAGCUAGGGCAGGUGUGGGUGGAGUUACACAGGAGACUCUCACUGGUAUGCAAACACUCACACCUAUACUCACCCAUGCCCAUACCUACACGCAUCCACACCCACAUCCUCGUUUCGACCUCAAAUGACUUUAAAAUAAAAAAACAAACAUCACCAUUGGAUGUAGAAAAAAUUUCGAAGUUUAUUUCAAUGAUCUUUGUUUUCAAUUGAUUUUAGUAUAACGAAUAUUGAUUAAAACAAGUCAUUUGCUACGUUUGUUUUUUGCUAACCUUGCUUUAUUUUCUUUGAUCGAUUUUUCUCAAUCGUCUAUCAUCCUUAAACAAUUUUAUUCUCUAUUUCCAUCAUUUUCCUCUUUUUUUGUGUACUUAAAAAGUGAGUACACUCUAGAAUCGGUCAGUGUGUCCGACCGUUUACACGAUAACUUUUGAAAAGAGAGUCCGAUCGCGAUGAAAUUUUCUACACAGUUUAGUCUCAACAAUACCUCGCUCGAGUUCGAAGAUGAAAAUGAUUUGCCGAGCCGUUGCUGAGUUAUUGCAAAAAUAGUCAUUUUUCCCUAUGUCUUCCUAUGCGAAGAUCGAUCUAUCCCCGUUUUCGAAAAAACUUUUCCCGUCAUAAUCAAAUAAAACCCCAACUAUUAUAUACUAUUCGAUAGAGAAUUUCAUGAGCUACAAAAUGGUAUAUAAAACAUUAGGAAAUAAGAAAGCUGGGUGUGAGUACGAGUGUCGGGUGUGGCUGUGGGAGUGUGGGUGGGUUUGCAUGCCACUCUGCAUGUGACUCCGAAUGUAACCAUCUCUUGAACCACACGCACACCUUCACACCCACACCCUCUAAAACCAGGAAUAUUCUUAAUAAUAUUUUGCACCAAAUUUGUUGUACCAGCACUAAAAAAAUAUAUAUAUAUAUAUAUUUGAGUUGAAAAUCAAUUGAAACUUACGUAUGCUUAUUCAAGUAAUCAUGAAUAAUGAAUUCUUCAACAAACGGAUAAACAUCAUCCUUUACCUAA